UUCCAUUCAACCAUGUCUGCAGAUGACUUUUCCGUCGACCAACCCAUUGUCCUGAUUCUCGUGGGCCUGAUUGGGUCCGGCAAGAGCACGUUCGCGCAAGCAGUCACCCAACAUUUUCCGAGCUUUGUUCGUUGUAAUCAAGAUGACCUCGGAGACAGACGUCAGGUUGAAUUACUCGCAAGAAGGUCUCUGAAGAGCGGCUGUUCUGUCAUCAUUGACCGCACAAAUUUCGACCACACACAACGAGCCCAUUGGAUACGGAUUGCUGCCGAGUUUCCAGCAACACAAGUAUGGGUCUUGGUCUUUGAUACACCCAAAGACAUUUGUGCGAUGCGAUUACGCACACGUGACCAUUUUCUUAUCGCUGAAUUCAUGUUCGCUGACCCCACAUACGUACUAGGCUUCGACCAUCCAACGAUCCCCGACCCCGUUGAUGCUUUGGACAUCCUAGAAAGAUUUGCUUCGCAAUACCGCGCGCCGUCACCCGAGGAAGGGUACCACCGUAUACUUUCCUUGACCCCUAGCGAGCAAGCAACGACAUAUUCACGAGAAUAUGUUGCCAGCACUCUUACUCGCAUUCGAGAUGCACCUACUGUUGUUCCACCUGUGGGUCCAAAUGUUCAUCGCCCAGUCAGUACACGAGGCUCAACUUAUCACCCUCGAGGCCAUUUUUCGAGAGAGGCUGCUAGUGGCUAUAACUAUCACAGUAAUCCUGGUUGGAAUCGCCGUCAACUUGAAUCGCCGACGAAUGGCAGCAUCGGCACAAUGAUUGGGACCUGA
Molecule: messenger RNA, 780 nt
Organism: Mycena indigotica
Lineage: Eukaryota; Fungi; Basidiomycota; Agaricomycetes; Agaricales; Mycenaceae
Exons: 4
Coding region: 13-780 (255 amino acids)
Biological process (GO): DNA repair
Molecular function (GO): double-stranded DNA binding; polynucleotide 3'-phosphatase activity; ATP-dependent polydeoxyribonucleotide 5'-hydroxyl-kinase activity
Source: RefSeq, a predicted model, not a curated record